CCGCCGCCGGCCGUCGCCCGCAGUGCAGCGUCCCCAGCCUGAGCCGCCGCCAGCUGCCCCUGCGGGCGCAAUGAGGAGCCGCGCCGGAGCCGCCGCCUCAGCGCCGCACUGAGAAGCCUUAGCGAGGGAGCGAGCGAGGCCGCCCGGGCCGCCUCACCCCUACUCCGCCCGCCGCGGAUCCCGCCGCCCCUGCCGGAUCGCCUUGCGAGCGGCCGCAUCACCUCCUGUCGGCGGCUCCGGGAGCCCCGAGAUCCCUCCGCCGCGGAAAAAAAAUAGUCCCGUUCCCUGCCGCCUCCCUCAGAGGCGAGGGGGAAGGCGAAGAGAGGGGAGGGGGAAGGAGGAGGAGGAAGAAAAAGAGGAAAAAAAAAGAAAAAAGGGGAGAGGGAGGGGGAACGAAAAAGAGAGAGGACCCCGGCGACGGGAUCGGAGGAGCCGGGCCGUGAGCCUCCGCCCCAUGUGACUGGCGCCCAGGGUGGGGGCAGCGAGGCCUAGCAAACCCCCCUCGCUCGGGGCCGGCAGCGGGAGCGGCGCCGGGGGGGCUGCGGACUGGGCGGAGGCGGCUCUCGGACCCACCGGCGCUGCCGGGAAGGAUGGUUUUGUGAGGAACGGGCGGCGUGAGGAGGAGGAGGAGGAGGAGGAAGGAGCAGCCGCCGCCGCCGCCGGCGGGCGAAGAGCGCGACAGAGACCGAGAGGGGAGGGGGCUUCCCCGGGGGGGGGAAGGGGGGGUCCCGGCGUUUCAUGUGGCGCGUCCCGCCCGUCUCCUCCAGCUGAGCGAGCGAGGGAGCGGCAGGCGGGCCCGCCGAGCCGCCGGGGCGAGGCGAAGGGGGAAGGCAGGAAAAGAGAGGUGAUCGGGGCAGAGCAGGAGCGGGAGACCAUGUCCGGGCGGCCCAGGACCACCUCCUUCGCGGAGAGCUGCAAGCCGGUGCAGCAGCCCUCGGCCUUCGGCAGCAUGAAAGUUAGCCGAGACAAAGAUGGCAGCAAAGUGACUACAGUAGUGGCAACUCCUGGACAAGGUCCGGACCGACCACAAGAAGUUAGCUACACAGACACCAAGGUGAUUGGAAAUGGAUCUUUUGGUGUUGUGUAUCAAGCCAAACUCUGUGAUUCAGGAGAGCUUGUGGCCAUUAAGAAAGUCCUGCAGGAUAAAAGAUUUAAGAACCGAGAGCUCCAGAUUAUGAGAAAGUUGGAUCAUUGUAACAUUGUCCGAUUGCGUUAUUUCUUCUACUCUAGUGGAGAGAAGAAAGAUGAGGUGUACCUCAACUUGGUGCUGGACUAUGUUCCUGAAACAGUAUACAGAGUUGCCAGACAUUAUAGUCGGGCCAAACAGACACUCCCUAUGAUUUAUGUCAAGUUGUACAUGUAUCAGCUGUUCCGGAGUUUAGCCUAUAUCCAUUCCUUUGGGAUCUGCCACCGGGAUAUAAAACCACAGAACCUCUUGCUGGACCCUGAUACAGCUGUUCUAAAACUCUGCGACUUCGGAAGUGCAAAACAGCUGGUUCGUGGAGAACCUAAUGUUUCAUACAUCUGCUCUCGGUACUACAGGGCACCAGAGUUGAUCUUUGGAGCCACCGAUUAUACCUCCAGUAUAGAUGUGUGGUCAGCAGGCUGUGUAUUGGCUGAACUGUUACUAGGACAACCAAUCUUUCCAGGUGACAGUGGUGUGGAUCAGUUGGUGGAAAUAAUCAAGGUUCUGGGAACGCCUACAAGGGAGCAAAUUAGAGAAAUGAAUCCAAACUAUACUGAAUUCAAAUUCCCUCAGAUUAAGGCACAUCCAUGGACUAAGGUCUUCCGGCCCCGCACUCCACCAGAAGCAAUUGCGCUAUGUAGCCGUCUGUUGGAGUACACCCCCACUGCCCGCCUGACUCCCUUGGAGGCCUGUGCGCACUCUUUCUUCGAUGAACUACGGGACCCAAAUGUCAAGUUACCAAAUGGGCGAGAGAAACCUGCACUCUUCAAUUUCACCACUCAAGAACUGUCAAGUAACCCAUCUCUGGCUUCGAUCCUCAUCCCUGCUCAUGCCCGGAACCAAGCAGCUGCUUCAACCCCUACAAACGCUACAGCGGCCUCAGAUGUUAACGCAGGAGAACGAGUUCAGACCAAUAGUGUAGCUACAGCAUCAGCCUCCAACUCCACCUGAACCGGUACCAAGCAGCCAGCUGCACAGGAAAAAUCACCAGUAAUUUGAGUCUUGCUCAGCAACACUGGUCACAUUUGGAAAGAAAAUUAAAAAGAGGAAAAAAAAAAAAAACCAACAAAAAAAACCAACAAACCAACCAACCUGUUCAUUUUAGUGUUCAAUUUUUUAUUAUUAUUAUUGUUGUUCUUAUUUAACCUUGUAAAAUAUCUAUAAAUACAAACCAGUUUCAUUGUAUUCUCACUCUGCAGGGUGUCCGGGGCAGGGGACUAGGUGGGGGGAGGAGGGAAAGCGGAGCAAUACAACACACCAAUGUCUCUCCCCUCGACAAUCUCUUCAUGUUGGAAGUUUGCUGUUGUGUACUUCAGAACCAGGACUCUUGCCUCAUGCCCCCCUCCCACAACAGAAAGAAGGAAAAAAAACAAAACAAAACCCCAAACCUCAUUCUCUGCUGAAGUUCGGGUUUUUUUGUGUUUUUUUUUUAACCUCUUUUUUUCUUUUCUUUUUAAGUGAAGUUUCGGACUUUGAUGUAGUGCACAGCUUGAAUUUGGUCGGGAGCUUAGCAGGGGUCAUUCAACAGAGCUCAGCGUUUCUUGUCAGUGAAUCCAUAUCCCAGGUUGUCUGAAGAACUGCCCCGGCUCGGUAUGGGGAGCAGGCGACGUGGUAGGAAAAUAGGUUGCCGGGGGUGGGGGGGGGAGGGUUUGCCGUGUGUCUAAGGCUUGAACCGCUAGUGGAAGCCUUCCAUUCUAAAAAAUCAGUGCUAGCGAUGAAGAAACCUGCAGCUUCAUUACGGGAAAAGUCUUACCCCAGUGGGUUAUAUAUAAUAUAAUACACACACAUGCACGAACACGAGCGGUUAGCUUUACCGAAGCAGCUCCUUUGCCCAGCCGGAGCUCCUGCCCCCCGUCGCGGGCCGGUGCAGGGCAAAACGGCCGGCGGAGGCGGCCGGUCGGUGGGUCGGCUCCCAUCUUCAGCAGAGAAGAGCGGACGAACAAAACCCUCGGAGGGGGCGGGGGCCCAGCCGGGGACAUUAAGGGACUUUUUGGAAAGCGGCCACUGUGAAAACUUGGUGGUUUUGGGUGGGUUUGUUUUUUUUUUUUUCUUCCUCCUCCCGCCCCGCCCCGGCUCUCGAUUUGAACAGGCUUCCCUUUUGCAAGGUGCGUACAGGAAAAGGACACCAGGGUUUAUAAUGUGAACUGUAACAGUCUACUGGUUUAUUUUGUAAUAUUUUUUUUAACUGCAGUUUUUACUUGCAGGAUGCCACAUUCUCCGAUAGUUUCGAUUUUAAAUCCACAGCUAGAAUCUGUAUUUAAUUUCAUCUUUUUUAACCUCUUGCUUUUUUUGAUCUCUAUUUAUUGAUGCGCGUUGCCACGUCGCCAUUAUGUUUUUACAUUGGUAGAAUAUUAAUAAAAUACACAUCCGAGUGCUCUCAACAGUAAUUUGUACCUGCUGACUUGUAGGAAAGCUGGCUAUAUAUGAGUGUGUGUGUAUAUAUAUUAUAUAAAUAUAUACAUGUAUACAUAGAUACAAUACUGCUUUUUUUAUUUUGUCUACGAUCUCGAAACAGUCUGACUGAAGCGUGAGGUGAAUGCUUGUUCUAGUCCAUCUGUUCAGGGUCCGGGUUUCCUCCCUGCGACGGCGCGUGGCGUGAGCAUCCACGUCUCUUUUUCCUGAAGUCAAAGCAAUAUUCCUCGGGAAAGGGUCAGGUGAGCGGCCGGACGCAGCCGCGGCGUAGAAACGAGACUUUUGGAGACCCGAUCUUGUCGUAGGCUUGCGGUUGGUGUCCGCUGCACCCUUAUCCUCCUUCAGAGAAACCGUAGUCGCCUUUGGUGCUUAUCGAGCUGUUAUUUGACCUGCGGAUCUCUCAGGCAAGCGGUUGCUUUUCGGGAACGCGCGGACCUUCGCGUGGCCCGGCGGUUGCCGGCAGUGGCGGCUUCGGCAAGCUCGGCAGCCGCGGGGGCGGCAGGGGUUUUGCUCACGAGCUCGGUGUGUUUCCUCUUGUACCUUUUAUGCUGUUGACAUGGGAGAUUUUUUUUUUUUUUUUUUUGAAAACUGUCUCUUAGCAGCCCUGGAGCUGACAAAAGCCCUGCCCUCUCUCUCCUGCCUGACACUCGGGGAGGGUUCAGGGAGGCAGGAGCUGUUUCAAGAGGUGAGUGACCACCUACCGUGAAACCGAUAAAACCCUCAUGUUUUCAUCAGUCCUGUGGCGAUUUGCUGUUGGGCACACAAACAAAACAAAACAAAAAAAAGGUUUUAAAGCUUUUUAGCUGUCAUUAAAUUCUGGCUGGCCGCAAAGGAAAGCACGCCCACGUUUAGAAACGGAAGGCUUUCCAAAUCAUUACCUGCAACUUAAUAGAAAGGGUUGAAGAGCAUCUUAACGCGAGAGCUCGGCUAGUCGGUGUCCCGGAAGGUAAGUGCAGGAGCUUGGUUGACCCAGUGAUCCAAAUAGAUGCAGGAAACUCAAAAAGUAGGACAGUGGCAGGGUAUGGAUCUGCUGUAUAGGCGAGACUGCUGAAGCAUCAGCCACAGACGCUGUUAUUUGGAGGCAGUAAAUUACCGAGUCUUUAAAAAAAAAAAAA
Haliaeetus leucocephalus (bald eagle) is the source of this 4713-nucleotide messenger RNA. RefSeq names its product glycogen synthase kinase 3 beta (gene GSK3B). Gene Ontology annotation, cellular component: cytosol; beta-catenin destruction complex; axon. Gene Ontology annotation, biological process: insulin receptor signaling pathway; regulation of microtubule cytoskeleton organization; negative regulation of canonical Wnt signaling pathway. Gene Ontology annotation, molecular function: tau-protein kinase activity; beta-catenin binding; ATP binding. The record is from RefSeq and is a predicted model, not a curated record. The transcript has 11 exons. Bases 875 to 2137 code for a protein of 420 amino acids. Lineage: Eukaryota; Metazoa; Chordata; Aves; Accipitriformes; Accipitridae.